This is a messenger RNA of Lichtheimia ornata, 2424 nucleotides long. RefSeq lists its product as uncharacterized. Lineage: Eukaryota; Fungi; Mucoromycota; Mucoromycetes; Mucorales; Lichtheimiaceae. The coding region runs from base 1 to 2424 and encodes 807 amino acids. The transcript is spliced from 8 exons. The record is from RefSeq and is a predicted model, not a curated record. Gene Ontology annotation, molecular function: microtubule motor activity; ATP binding; microtubule binding. Gene Ontology annotation, biological process: microtubule-based movement.
AUGAGCUCUGCAUUUAUCGACACUUUACGAAAGCACGAAUUGGAUCAGUUAUCCGUGCAAGACUAUGCAGCUCUUGGCAUCACCGAUAUCAGUGAUCGCAAAAAGAUUUUCGGGUUGAUCCAAAUGCUACGCAAGGAAUCGUUGGGUGGUCCUGAAAGGUUGAGGCUCGUGACAUCAGCAUCCACCAUGACAACGAGCAGCAGCAAUAGUGGCAGCGGGCUUCGACAACCAACAAGUUACUAUCACCGAUCCAAUACGUAUCAAGAUGGAUUAUCAGCUGCUUAUUCACCUACAUCACCCAAUCCAAUGCAAAGUCGAUUGCCACAGCUGCAAAGUAAUAUCCCUAGCAUGGAUCAUGGUCAAUAUACUCGUAUGCGUCGACAAAGUACAGUCCAAAUGCCCAAUAAGCCUCCCUCUUCACCUGCUCGUCCCGUGCGAAGUCGUACCAUGUCGGAUGCUGGAUCUUCUUUACCACGCUGUACACCUUCUGCAACCACUACAACAACCACUCGUAAACCCGAUCUUCGUCGCUCUGUACUUGCACCUGAUUCUUUCAUCUCCAACUUUAACACCAUUUCUUCGGAUGAAGAGGAUGAGGAUGAAGAAGAGAUGGCUCCUCGACGUUAUCGUGCAUCCGCUCCUAUGUUGAAUGCUUAUGGUAUGCCUACAUCAUCCUCUGCUGCUGCUGUGAAAUCGAGAAGAAGCAUCGGUGCCCUAAAGUCCGCCUCUGCUGCUCAACAAUCACGCCUUGACAAUUUGCCUCCCAGUGAUCUCGAUCAAAAAAUCCGUGUUUGUGUCCGUAAACGCCCACUCAACAAGAAGGAAACGGAGCGAUGUGAAAAGGAUAUCGCAGAGACGAUUGGGACAAGAAGCAUCCUUAUCAAUGAACCAAAGUUACGAUUGGAUUUGUCAAAAUACAUUGAACAGCAUACGUUUACUUUUGAUGAUGUCUUUGAUGCCAAUGCUGACAACAGUGCACUAUAUCAACGCACUGCACUUCCACUGGUCGAGUACAUUUUCCAAGGUGGUAAAGCGACUUGCUUUGCAUAUGGACAAACGGGUUCUGGAAAGACAUUUACUAUGCUUGAUCCUCGUCGUGGAUUGUAUGUACUUGCAGCAAGAGACAUUUUCGCCAAACUCAAGACGCCCGAAUAUCAGCAUCUCGUAGCUUGGAUCGGUUUAUAUGAGAUUUAUCAAGGCCAAUUGUAUGAUUUGCUGAAUGAGCGGAAAAAGCUGUUUGCUCGCGAAGAUGGCAAGCGCAAUGUGAUCAUUUCCGGCCUGAAAGAAUACCCCAUCAACAAUGUUGAUAACCUUGUACAAGUGUUUGCCUAUGGUAACCAAAUCCGUAGUACAGGCUCCACUGGUGCAAAUGAUACCUCUUCUCGAUCCCAUGCUGUUCUCCAAAUCUUACUCAAACCAAGAAAGAAUCGCAAAGCCAUCCAUGGCAAGCUCAGCUUUAUUGACUUGGCAGGCUCUGAACGUGGUGCAGAUCGAGGUGAAUCAGAUACCAAAACUAGAAUGGAAGGUGCUGAAAUCAACAAGAGCUUGCUUGCAUUGAAGGAAUGUAUUCGAGCACUGGAUCAAGAUAAGAGACAUACACCUUUCCGACAAAGCAAACUUACUCAGGUUUUGAAAGACUCGUUUGUUGGCAACUCCCGUACAUGUAUGAUUGCAACCAUAUCUCCUGGUGGUGGCAGUAGUGAGCAUACGCUAAACACAUUACGAUAUGCUGAUCGUGUGAAAGAACUCAAAGGUGAACGAGAACGACAAGCUCUUCGAAGCAAUGGUAAACAUCAGGCCAUCCCCACUAUCCCCACCAACACGACUACUACUUCCGCCAUCCCCACCGCCACCACCAACACAACGCCCAGCACGACCACCUCCAGUGACAAUGAAUUUGAAGACGACGAUUAUUACUUGAGCAACGAAUCGGAUAUACUUGAUGACGAAGAAUUCGAUGCCGACGAUGAUAUCUUUAACGUUGACUUUCCACAUGAGCAAGAUGCUUUGCUUAAUUCCAGCAGCUAUUCCUUACUACAAUCCUCCAUCUCACAACAAAAGCCAUAUGACGAUGAUCAUCUCCAUCAUCCAUGGAGUACCAGCAGUAAAACAGCAGCGACUUCUUCUUCGAGUGGUGGUUCUUGUUCAUCAUCCUCAUCACCUUUUGACUUUGCACAAAUGGAAACUAUUCUCAACCUUCAUCGAGCUCAAUUACGACAAGUCACUGAAUGCACCAAACUGGAGACUAAGCUUGUUGGAAAGAUGGCAUUGGAACUUUCAAGUCAAGAAGAAACGACACCUGAAAGCAAUAUGCAAUUCAAAAGUUAUUUGCAUGAAUUGGAUGAGAUCUUGGAACAAAAGGCAGGUGCAGUCGAAGCUCUUAGAGAUCGUAUCAAUGAAACGGUGUGUCAAGUACCAUUGUAA